CUAAGCGUCAGAGUACAAAUUUAGAAACUUAUAUAUAGCCAGCAUGUCAUCCUUCACCAACCAAUUUGCUUUGAAUUUUCACAGUAGAGCUACAUUUGUUGGAGGGUCGCAAGCCAUAAAAUAUAGAGAGGAUGUCAAACUGGGGGCAAUUUGACCCUGAUUUUUACCAAUCUAAUUAUACCAUCGAUAAUCAAGAGCAGAGUACUGAUGAUUCUGAAGUCUAUGGAUCUAGAAGUCAACCAGCCAGUGAACAACCUCAGCCUGCCUCUUUUGUUCCGCCGGAGAUGCUCAUGACGUCAGGCUACACAGGGCAAUUUUUUCAGCCAGCAUCCAGCUCCGAUUACUAUUCACAGCCUCCUUAUAUAGACAGCUUUGAUGAAGAACCUCCUUUGCUAGAAGAACUUGGAAUCAAUUUUGACCACAUUUGGCAAAAAACCUUGACGGUAUUAAACCCAAUGAAGCCAGCAGAUGGCAGUAUCAUGAACGAAACGGAUCUUACCGGGCCCAUCCUUUUUUGCAUAGCCCUGGGAGUCACCCUGCUUCUGGCAGGAAAAGUGCAGUUUGGUUACGUAUACGGUAUGAGUGCCAUUGGCUGCCUUGGCAUUCAUGCCUUGCUGAACCUGAUGAGCUCUUCAGGGGUGUCAUACGGCUGUGUGGCGAGUGUGCUGGGCUACUGCCUGCUGCCCAUGGUCAUCCUCUCCAGCAGUGCUACCUUCUUUUCAUUGCAGGGCACCUUUGGGACGGUGGCAGCCUUGGUCAUCAUCGGCUGGUGUAGCCUUUCCGCCUCUAAGAUCUUCAUUUCUGCCUUAGACAUGGAAGGACAGCAGCUUCUCAUUGCCUACCCGUGUGCCUUACUUUAUGGACUGUUUGCUCUCCUAACCGUUUUUUGAAGACUGUUUGAGAAGGUGUUGCAAUUUUCAGUUUGCUUGCUGUUCAAAUUAUCCUGGAAAUGUGUUUGCAUUCAAAUUUGGUGAUAUGCUUCUCUUAUAUUGCUGUUGAGAGAGUAACAAGCAAAGAGACAUAUAGCAGUUAAAGACGGUGCUCUAAUAGCCUAUUUGGUUGGAAGGAUAUUUUGCUUCUUGUUUUGGCACAGUAGAGCUUUUAAAACUAUUCAAGAAUAAAAAAAGAUAUGUAGUUGCUGUACAAAUGAAUGGCAUUUUUCCUAAUAGAUAUGUUUCUGAGAAAUUGUAAGUAAACAGAACCGUAUGCUUAUUGUUGAAAUAAAAUCUACAGUAAGCCUUUUGAAAAAUAUUCACAACGGCUAAAUUAUAUGUACAUGGUUAAAUAAUGCAAUAAAGCACAUUUGUGAAGUUCAGAAAUAUAUUUUAUAGUCAUAUGUACCUAUAGGAUCAAAAAACAGCCUUUGAAUUAGCUCACUGCUGCAACUGUUUCCAUUUGGAUAACACACUGAUUCAAGCACUUCCCCACUUAUUUGAUUUAGGUGCCAUUAUCCAAUGGUAUAAUUUUUCCCUUGCAUUUAUCCUCCAUAGCUUACCAUUUUCUCCAUAAGUAAAAGAAUAUUAUGAAAGGGCAUUUCACUAUUUGCCUUGAAUUAUAUUACUGUAUAUUUUUGUUCUUAACAUUUGUUGAUUGAUUUGCUGGAGUGGGAUAGAGGACUCCUCCCAUCUACUGAAUCACCCCUCAAAUACCUUCAAUUGUGACCCAAGAAUACAGUUCAGGUAUGCCAUGUGGGUGGCAGGAACAUAGUACUUGAGGCACCAGCGUUGCUGCCCACAGUCCACAUUGGCAUGAAGCUGGAGUGAGGAGCUGGAGCUGGCAACCAAACCCAAGCCCUUGAAAGUGGGACAUGGGUGUUUUUGCAUGGCUGAGUCAAAUGCUGGUCCCUUCCAUGUUACAUAAUAUCUUAAAUGGCUUCUCAUUACUGCCCUGAAGUCCCAAUUAUAUAUUCUAUACUAAAUAAUCUUUCAUAUUUAGAUGGCUGUACUAUACCAGUUCUUCAACUGCUCCGAUCUUCAAUACUCCUUCCCUUUUCAUUUCCUACAGUCAAGUGAUUAUUCUUGAAAACCAGAAACAUUCAGAAAAAAAAUUUCAUCCUCCCACCACACCUACCAACCUACUUAAAUCUUUACCUGCAUACACAUCCCGCCUUAUCUCUUGUCGUCCUUCUCCACUCCCCAUAAUCAGCCUCUCCAAUGACAUUAAAAUAUAUUCUCUUUAUAUUCAUGUCAACACAUAAACCUUUUCAUAUCUCCUAUCCUAAAAUAAAAAGCCCUCAAGUAAGCCUCAUUUUCCAGUUGUGCCUCAUUUCUGUGUUUCUCUUUGUAGUCA
Molecule: messenger RNA, 2289 nt
Organism: Ochotona princeps (American pika)
Lineage: Eukaryota; Metazoa; Chordata; Mammalia; Lagomorpha; Ochotonidae
Gene: YIPF7
Product: Yip1 domain family member 7
Exons: 6
Coding region: 132-890 (252 amino acids)
Biological process (GO): vesicle fusion with Golgi apparatus; endoplasmic reticulum to Golgi vesicle-mediated transport
Cellular component (GO): trans-Golgi network; membrane
Source: RefSeq, a predicted model, not a curated record